Molecule: messenger RNA, 1301 nt
Organism: Paraphaeosphaeria sporulosa
Lineage: Eukaryota; Fungi; Ascomycota; Dothideomycetes; Pleosporales; Didymosphaeriaceae
Product: P-loop containing nucleoside triphosphate hydrolase protein
Exons: 6
Coding region: 102-1217 (371 amino acids)
Biological process (GO): cytoplasmic translation
Cellular component (GO): cytoplasm
Molecular function (GO): GTP binding; GTPase activity
Source: RefSeq, a predicted model, not a curated record
CGCGAUAUCAUACACCAACAGCAGCCGCGGGGUCCACUCUGCUCUUUGUGAUACGUUAUAAUUUCCUUCGAGGACAAGAGAGGGAAAGCAAUACCGACAAGAUGGUGAACAUCACGGAGAAGAUCAAGGAGAUCGAGACGGAGAUGGCGAGGACGCAGAAGAACAAGGCGACAGAAUAUCAUCUCGGUCUCCUCAAAGGCAAACUCGCCCGUCUCCGCGCCCAAUUACUCGAGCCCGCCCCUGGCGCAGGAGGCGGCGGGGGUCAGGGCUUCGAUGUCUCGAAAAGCGGCGACGCCCGCAUAGCCCUCGUCGGCUUCCCCUCAGUCGGAAAGUCAACCUUCCUAUCCAAAAUCACAAAGACCAAAUCCGAAAUCGCUGCAUAUUCCUUCACCACAUUGACCGCCAUCCCCGGUGUCCUGGAGUACGGCGGUGCAGAGAUUCAAAUCCUCGAUCUGCCUGGUAUCAUUGAAGGCGCCGCUGAGGGCAAGGGAAGAGGAAGACAAGUCAUCUCCGCCGCGAAGACGAGCGAUAUGAUCCUCAUGGUGUUGGAUGCAACGAAGAAGGCCGAGCAGCGGCGCCUACUCGAAGCAGAACUCGAAGCCGUAGGCAUACGACUAAACCGUGAACCACCCAACAUCUACCUCAAGCCCAAGAAAGCCGGCGGCAUGAAAAUCACCUUCCAAUCCCCGCCCAAGAACAUCGACGAGAAAAUGGUCUUCAACAUCCUACGCGACUACAAGAUCCUCAACUGCGACGUCCUCGUCCGCGACGAGAACGCCACCGUCGACGACUUCAUCGACACCAUCAUGGCGCCGCAUAGAAAGUACAUCAAGUGCUUGUAUGCGUACAACAAGGUCGAUGCGAUCUCGCUGCAGCAUCUGCGCGAGUUGGCGAGGGAGCCGCAUACGGUUGUUAUGAGUUGCGAGCUUGAUUUGGGGAUACAGGACGUUGUCGAGCGGUGCUGGCAGACGCUGCAGCUCAUGCGCAUCUACACAAAGCGCCAGGGCGUGGAUCCCGACUUCAGCGAGGCGCUGAUUGUGCGGACGGGCAGCACCAUCGAGGAUGUGUGCGACCAGAUCCACCGGACACUCAAGGAGACGUUCAAGUACGCGAUGGUGUGGGGUGCGAGCGCGAAACACGUGCCGCAGCGGGUCGGACUAGGGCACGUAGUUGCGGACGAGGAUGUUGUGAGUAUCAUUUCGAGUUACAGAGCUUAAUUCAGUCGCAACGCAACUGGGGUACAAUCAAUCAAAUCAUUCGUUGUACAUAGAAGAAGUGUGCACAGCGGAACGGAAUCCAUG